UGCAGUAACUGGUUAGGACUCUGGGCGCCGCUGUUCACCAAUCUGGGCGAUACAGGCAGUACGCACACGCACACAAAAAAAUAAAAAAUACCUUGUGCGCCUUACCUCCAUCACAGCCAGAUUGAAAAUAGUGUCCCUAAAGCCUCUCAAGCCCUACUUCUGAACUGCUCUCCGCUCAAAAUUCUCAUGAAAAUUGGGUUAAUUGGGGCUCAUAAAAGCAGAGAAACAGUAUCUUCGGUACUGAGCUGGAGAAAACUACAACGCGACAGCAAUGACGAUUCGGGGGAAGCUGACCAGGAGCAGUGGGCUGAUGCUGUUGUGCCUUUUUUUGGAGCUGUUGGAAGCCAGGGCUGGAAAUAUCCGCUACUCUGUUCCCGAGGAAUUAGACAAAGGCUCCUUCGUGGGCAACAUCGCCCAGGACCUGGGGCUGGAGCCCCCGGAGCUGGCGCAGCGCGGAGUCCGCAUCGUCUCCCGAGGUAGGACGCAGCUUUUCGCUCUGAACCCGCGAAGCGGCAGCUUGGUCACCGCGGGCAGGAUAGACCGGGAGGAGCUCUGCGCUCAGAGCGCGCGGUGUCUGGUGAGUUUUAACAUCCUUGUAGAAGAUAAAAUGAAGCUUUUCCCUGUGGAAGUGGAAAUAAUUGAUAUUAAUGACAACACUCCCCAAUUCCAGUUAGAGGAACUGGAAUUUAAAAUGAAUGAAAUAACCACUCCAGGUACCAGGAUCCCUCUGCCCUUUGGGCAAGACCUUGAUGUGGGUAUAAACUCACUCCAGAGCUACCAGCUCAGCUCCAAUCCUCAUUUCUCCCUGGAUGUGCAACAGGGAGUUGAUGGGCCCCAACACCCAGAAAUGGUGCUGCAGAGCCCCCUGGACAGAGAAGCAGCAGCUGUCCACCACCUUGUUCUUACUGCCUCUGAUGGGGGUGACCCAGUCCGUUCAGGAACCCUCCGCAUUCGCGUUCAGGUGGUGGAUGCGAAUGACAACCCUCCAGCAUUUACCCAGGCUCAGUACCGCACGAGAAUCUCAGAGAACGUGCCACUGGGCACUAGGCUACUCAUAGUAAAUGCCACCGACCCAGACGAGGGAGCCAAUGGGGAAGUAACGUACUCCUUUCACAAUGUAGACCACAGAGUGGCCCAAAUAUUUCAGCUGAAUUCUUACACAGGAGAAAUAGCAAACAAGGAGCCCCUAGAUUUCGAAGAGUACAACAUGUAUUCCAUGGAAGUUCAAGCUCAGGACGGCGCUGGACUCAUGGCUAGAGCUAAGGUAUUGGUGGAAGUUUUGGAUGUAAAUGAUAAUGCCCCGGAAGUGAGCAUCACCUCUGUCACCACUACGGUCCCAGAAAACUCUCCUCCUGGGGCCAUAAUUGCUCUUAUCAAUGUACAUGACCAGGACUCUGAAGAAAAUGGCCGCACUACAUGUUCCAUUCCUGGACAUCUACCCUUUAAAUUGGAACGAUUAGUUGAUAAUUAUUACCGUUUAGUGACAGAAAGAACACUAGACAGAGAACUUACUUCUGAGUACAACAUCACAGUAACCGCAACAGAUCAGGGGACCGCGGCUCUAUCUACUGACAGUCAUAUUUAUCUGCAAGUGACUGAUAUCAACGACAACCCCCCAGCUUUCCACCAGGACUCCUAUUCUGCCUACGUCCCUGAAAAUAACCCCAGAGGCGCCUCCAUCUUCUCUGUGAAGGCCGAUGAUGCAGACAGCAAUGAGAAUGCGCAAGUCACUUACUCCCUGGUGGAAGACACCAUCCAAGGGGCGCCCCUGUCCUCUUACCUCUCCAUCAACUCCGAUACUGGGGUCUUGUACGCACUGCGAUCCUUCGACUAUGAGCAGUUCCGGGACUUGCAGCUGAGAGUGAUGGCACGUGACAGUGGGAACCCACCACUCAGCAGCAACGUGUCGCUGAGCCUGUUUGUGCUGGACCAGAAUGAUAACACCCCUGAAAUCCUGUACCCUGCCAUCCCCACAGAUGGCUCCACUGGUGUGGAACUGGCACCCCGCUCUGCAGAGCCCGGCUACCUGGUGACCAAGGUGGUGGCAGUGGACAAAGACUCAGGCCAGAACGCCUGGCUGUCCUACCGCCUGCUCAAGGCCAGCGAGCCGGGGCUCUUUACUGUGGGGCUGCACACGGGUGAGGUGCGCACAGCACGGGUCCUGUUGGACAGAGAUGCGCUCAAGCAAAGCCUCCUGGUGGCCGUCCAGGACCAUGGCCAGCCCCCUCUCUCAGCUACCGUCACUCUCACUGUGGCAGUGGCCGACAGCAUUCCGGAUGUCCUGGCAGACCUGGGCAGUUUGGAGUCUCCCGUCCACCCCGAUGACUCAGGCCUCACACUGUACCUGGUGGUGGCUGUGGCUGUGGUCUCCUGCGUCUUCCUGGCCUUUGUCAUUGUGCUGCUGGCGCUCAGGCUGCGGCGCUGGCACUCAUCACGCCUGCUCCAGGCUGCAAGUGGCAGGUUGACAAGUGUGCCGGCCUCACACUUCGUGGGCGUGGACGGGGUGCGGGCUUUCCUGCAGACCUAUUCCCACGAGGUCUCCCUCACCGCGGACUCACGGAAGAGCCACCUGAUCUUCCCGCAGCCCAACUACGCGGACACGCUCAUCAGCCAGGAGAGCUGCGAGAAAAAGGAUUUUGUAUCAGCACCCCAGUCUCUACUGGAAGACGAAAAGGAAACAUUUUCUCAGGUAAACUUUUGUAAUGAAUUUAUCAUCUAUCUCUAUGAAAAAUAA
Messenger RNA from Tupaia belangeri chinensis (Chinese tree shrew), 2734 nucleotides. RefSeq names its product protocadherin gamma-A1. Gene Ontology annotation, biological process: homophilic cell-cell adhesion. Bases 272 to 2734 code for a protein of 820 amino acids. The transcript has a single exon. Gene Ontology annotation, cellular component: plasma membrane. The record is from RefSeq and is a predicted model, not a curated record. NCBI's taxonomy places the organism in Eukaryota, Metazoa, Chordata, Mammalia, Scandentia, Tupaiidae. Gene Ontology annotation, molecular function: calcium ion binding.